CCACUGAAGUUUAAAGAGUCAUGGAGCUGGGAACAGUGACUGAUGACGAGGGGAAUACUCUGGAAUACAAACUAUACCAGGGUCAUGUUUUCCCGAAACUGGUCAGGGGGAAUGUACGUGACCAGCUGUAUCAGACAGCCAAACUACAAUGUAGACCAGACGAUGUCUUACUUUGUACAUAUCCAAAAACAGGAUUACAUUGGACGUACAACAUCAUUCAUAUGUUAGUAUCGGAAGCAGCUACCUAUGUAGGCAGUCCCAAAUAUCUGGAGUUCGACGACAUCGGCGACAUUGACACGAUGCCUUCCCGGCGGGUGUACGCCACACAUUUUGAGGUGUGUCAUUUGCCAGAUGCCGUUAAGAACGGAACCGGAAAGGUUAUCAAUAUCGUCCGUAACCCGAAAGAUGUCGCAGUAUCCUACUUCUGCUUCCUGACGUCACUUAAUAGUACUGUAUACUCCGGAAAUUUCAGUGGAUUUCUACAGUUCUUCCUGAAAGAAGAUUUUUUGUUUGGCAAUUGGUUCGGUGCACUUAAGCAAUGGUUGGAUACCAAGAAGACCUAUCCGCUUAUGAAGACACUCACUCUACAUUAUGAGGAUCUACAGAGAAAUACUUUACAAAAUAUUUACACACUGGCUAAUUUCCUGGAAAUUCCCGCUGAUGAAAAUUUCCUUCGACAAGUUGAGCUAAAUGUUGAAUUUUCAAAGAUGAAAAUAGACCAUGAAAAUAAAUCAUUGGGAUCCGAAACAUUUAAGGACAUCUCCAAACAUGGAGUUCUUCCAAUCUACCGGAAAGGGGACAUAGGAGACUGGAAAAGGUGGUUUACCCAAGCCCAGAGUGAGGAGUUUGAUCGCGUCUACAAUGAAAAAAUGGAGGGAUACGACAUAGAUUUUGUAUACGAGUAGGUGUAUAUCUGAAGUGAAGGGUCAUAAACUGAUUGAUGGACAUUUCUACUUCUAAUUAUAGUAAAAGUGACGUUACACCAGUCUAAGUGUAGAAGACUUGCAUCACCUGGGUAACAGGAAUUUAAACGUGUACUACUCAAAGUAUUCUGUGAACCAAGAAGGAUAACUCUUGUAGGUUUGGCAACAUCGUUAUGAUUUGCCUCCGUGUAUAUGAUACUGUAGCGACGAAAUGUAAUUUUCUUCAACUUAAUUAUCACUUAUGUCCUAUUAGUUACAGAGGAAACUUCGACACAAACUCAGGAUACUGUCAUUUUGUUCGUAUCGUGGUAGUAGUGUCAGCACUAAUAUUAUAACAGUCUGUGAGAUAUUGGUAAUGGAUCAGUGUUUGUUUAAUUCACUGUACUGAUACUUGAGGUAAAGUUCAAAUAAAGUUAUUGCUACCUGGAUCAUCAACCCAUCAUUAAAUUAUUUUUUUGGACAUUCAUAUGUUUCCUAUGAAACUUUCGCCAAUGUGGAAGUGUAAUAGUAGAGUUACAACUUCGCAGAAAAGGCCAUUGAGAUGAAAUGACAUUUCUGAUGACAUAAAAACUGAAUAACUAAGUAUAGGUGCAAAAUAAUUCACACACUUAUGCGUAAUUUUCAAUCAAUAAUCUUGAUCAUUGCACAAUUGCUACGUUCUAGCUGAAUUUCACUUUGACUAACAGAGGUUUUUGUCAGGAUAUUACAUCUCUGUAUCUAUUUUUCCCUCCCGAGCCAUAUACACUUAGUUUUUUUUUUCAAUACUGGGUUUUAGACCACAAUACUGGGUUUUAGACCAGAGUGUUUAGUGUAUUGAGUGAGAAGAUGUAACGAUUUUGUCAGUACUUUUUCUGAGCCCUCUAGUAUGAGACCAGUAUCAUCAGCGUACAUCGAUAGGUUGAACUCAUUGUUACCAACUUUGACGCCUCGGGAUAGGACCCAUUGCUACAUAUUUGCAUUGUACAAUUUGAACCCAACUAAAUAAAGGAUUUGUGAUAGUGUAAUUUCA
Molecule: messenger RNA, 1932 nt
Organism: Pecten maximus
Lineage: Eukaryota; Metazoa; Mollusca; Bivalvia; Pectinida; Pectinidae
Product: sulfotransferase family cytosolic 1B member 1-like
Exons: 5
Coding region: 21-905 (294 amino acids)
Biological process (GO): sulfation
Cellular component (GO): cytoplasm
Molecular function (GO): sulfotransferase activity
Source: RefSeq, a predicted model, not a curated record